ACAAGGCAGCGUUGCCCACCACCCGCCCACCCAAAACACAGUCGAGUCGCGUACCGCGGCGAUGCUAACGCUACAAAACGAGCAAACACCGCAAGCUCGUCGACGACUCACAUCCUUCUUGGCGAUUUUCGGUGUGGUGUUUUUGAACUUGGAGAUCUUGAAGCGGUUCAUGGUGCCCUCCUCUCUCCGCUUGACGUGUCGGUGCCUUCCGGGUGUCUUGAGUGUGGCUUGUGUCGGGCAAGCUGCGGCAGUAGCUCGGCUCUGCGUUCCUGACAGCUCAGCUUGGACCGUCAGGCGCUGGUGUCCGCUCGCUUCAAUUACCAGGACGUCGCGGUUGGGCGGAAUUGCAGUACAAACCUACGCUCGGUCGCGUGUGGCGCGAGGUGUUGGUCGUGAUGAGUUCACUUACUUCUUGGAAUUCUGGGCUUUAUCCGCCUUGCCGUCCGAUUGAAUGUUUUUUGAUAUCGUGUUUUGACAUACAACGCUGUGUAGUUUGAUUGGAUUGACUGUCCUUAACUUCGUGCUGAACGAACUAUAACUUUACACAUGACUUUCAUGUAUGUGGACGUGUUUGUGGAACGAAAUCCGUGUUUACACUCCGCACUCAAAUGUGCAGGAGACGUUCUACGGAAACACCCUUUGUCCAAAUACUUGAAAAAAACAUUUAAUUGCGUUAAAAUAGGUAAUUCUGCAGAUAUAAGAAUACUAAAUGAUAAUAGUGGCAUGUCUGAGUAACGAAAAGUCUUAACCUUUAUAAGUACGUUUUUUGCAUACAUUCACUUAACGCUCUAAUAUAGUCCUAAUGUAGUUUGUCUCAAAUGAUGUGCCGUAAGUACUUUUCCAAGCAUGGCGGUUGAUGUACGCAUGCGCAGAUCGUUCGCUUAUAAAUUCACUUCCGUGUGCAGUUUGGGACACCACAAGUACAAACCAACCUGUGAAAAAUGCACCAGAGCUCCCAAAACGCUCCUCUUUUUGGGGACGAUGACGACAGGAACCUUGUCAAAAAAGUCCGAAGUCAGGCACCCUGUGGUGUCAUUCCUGCAUCUGUUCUUCCGAACCGCUGCCCUCUUGGUCUACUUAUUGUACGACUACUACAGCAGUCACUUCAUCGCCUGCAUGGUCACCAUCAUCCUCCUCCUGUCGUGUGACUUCUGGACCGUCAAGAACGUGUCAGGGAGAUUGAUGGUGGGCCUUCGGUGGUGGAAUCAAGUCCACGAGGAUGGGACGAGCCACUGGCUGUUCGAGGCAAGGAAGGCUGACAGUUUGAACCGGACGACGAGCGCCGAGUCCAAGAUCUUCUGGCUCGGCCUCGUCGUGUUUCCCGCCCUCUGGGUUGUCUUCGUCUUCAGCGUCAUCCUUACCUUUCAAAUUAAAUGGCUGGCCGUUGUACUGAUGGGCCUCGUGUUACAAGGGGCCAACCUGUACGGCUACGUCAGGUGUAAGGUGAGGGGCAAGUCCAGCCUCAGCAGCGUGGCGAAGAACUACCUCGGGGCACAACUCCUGAAACAGGCUAUGAGGACAACAUAGGAGGUGGAAAUUUGUGGACAAGUGCUGAAUUUCUCGGGGGGGGGGUGAAGGUCUUAUUUUUAAUGAUUGCUGCUGUUUGUUUAACUUAAACUUUGGAUUAUUAUUAUUAUUUUGGUAAUUGUGCAACCUCAUUUUCAAUAUGCAUCGACACACUGGGAAUGGCGAGUGCACCUUUUUCCACCGAUGUUACAUCAAAACCAAGUAUUGCACUAAUUAGUUUUCCACCAGGAGUGAGGGAAUUAACUGCGAAACGUUUGGAACAGUUUCAUAAAACAAGAAAAAGCACAACAAAUUGAACAAACAAGAAAAGUAGAGUUGCCAUGGCUCUCAACCUUUGAGGAUUACCAUGACCUGGAUGAUGGAGAAUCUACAUCUUUUUUUUUUUUUUUUUUUUUCAUAUUUAUAUUGUGACAGCAAGUAAAAAAAAAAAAAAAAAAAGAACUUUUAAUAACAAUUAUGUUAUUAGGCUAACAAUAUGCUCAAAUCCCGAUAUUGGGAAAUGUUAGCAUUUUUUUCCAAGUUCUUUCGGAACAAGGGGUGGCUGCUGAUGGGUGAUAUUUUGACUUUUAUCAUGUGAAAAGUGUCACCUUGCUUAUAAUUUACAGUAAUAAACCUACAGAAAACUGA
Molecule: messenger RNA, 2154 nt
Organism: Phycodurus eques (leafy seadragon)
Lineage: Eukaryota; Metazoa; Chordata; Actinopteri; Syngnathiformes; Syngnathidae
Product: Golgi apparatus membrane protein TVP23 homolog B-like
Exons: 7
Coding region: 847-1527 (226 amino acids)
Biological process (GO): protein secretion; vesicle-mediated transport
Cellular component (GO): Golgi membrane
Source: RefSeq, a predicted model, not a curated record